Helobdella robusta is the source of this 1167-nucleotide messenger RNA. RefSeq lists its product as hypothetical. The transcript is spliced from 6 exons. The coding region runs from base 1 to 717 and encodes 238 amino acids. The record is from RefSeq and is a predicted model, not a curated record. NCBI's taxonomy places the organism in Eukaryota, Metazoa, Annelida, Clitellata, Rhynchobdellida, Glossiphoniidae.
AUGAAAAAAAGAAUAAGUGCCUUAUCCUUUUCUGGACAUCGGCGACCAUCAAUUUCCACAAAAUAUGGACUGUGGUUAGUUUUUGUCGAUGAAUUUCUUGGCAGAGGUAUAGACAUAUGUUACCACACUUAUUGGGUCGGAUUUUCAAGGGUCAGAUGGGGCUGGAGGAGUGAGGAAGCUUAUUUUGCCAACUUCACCAAUUGGGAGCAUGGAUAUGAAUCAAGCAGUUAUGGUGACAGCAAGAAUUGUGCCACGUUCAACGUUACAACUAUAAAAUGGAAAGAAACGAGAUGCCAGUUGACCGGAAAGCAAUUUGCUGUGAACAACAACAACGUUAAAAACGACUUCAACCACGAAAUUAUUAGCAAUGUCUACUGUUCGUUCGUUGCAUCGUCAUUCCUCUACCUUCAAACAACCAUCUCAUCUGGAAGUGCUAAACCAUUCAAUCCAUCGAACACAAUUUUCGGCACUCUCAUAUUUGGUAUUUUAAAAAAUUAUUUCUAUAUAUUCAAGAUUGGGGUUGGUAACGUUGGUGGCCAUCGCGUCAGUAGUUGGAAAUGUUUUGGCGUGGAGGAAAAAACGACAUCGCAAAGUCGAUGGUGUUCACUUGGAACCAUCCAACCAAGACUACGUGGAGACGAGUGGACUGCAGAGAGCCAACAUGAGCAACCGAUGCAAGGCACAGCAUGUCAACCGUCAUUUCAGGGGGUCCAAUGAGGUAGAAAGUAAAAUUGGUCUCAACAAUGUGACUAACAAAUUCUACAGCACCAUCAGUGAUGACCUAACCUACAUUGAAAUAUACAAUAAUGUGAGUAACCUGGGUAUCUCAGUUUAUGAUGACGUUAAAGUUUAUGAUGACAUUGGUGACAAUGGUGAGGGUGUCAAUGAGAUUCACACACAAGUUCCGAAGGAGAAGAAGUGUUGUUGAUGACUGCUGGGAUUUAAUUCCUCAAAAAUUGAAAUAUAAAGCUCAGUUGUACUUCUUGGCAAUAUUUGAUUUCGGGCAGUCAGUUGUACGUGAACCUCAUGUUGUUCAGUCAGUUGUGCGUGUACCUCUUUACUAUUGAAAUUCGAAAAUUAAAAAAGCAUACAGAUUAAAAACCUCUCUCAACUGUUAUUAACUCAAGUGUCAUAAAUAGCAACAAAUUGUUAAUACUAAAAAACAAG